CUGGCAGGUCGGACACAGGAUUUGUAUAUUUCAUACUAAACUAUCAGAGGACAUGAUCGGACCCUGAACGCACCACGACCACUGUCAGCAGGAGAAGAUGACGCGCUCACUGCAGGACGAAUGUGAGGAGGUGUGCAGUCCAGACCAGGACCAGGAUCAGGACCAGGAUCAAGACCAGGAGCACAUGGAGGAGCCCCGAGGGGAAGACGAGGAGGGAGAGGAGGAGGGAGAAGAAGAAGACCCCGAGGAGGAGGAGGAGGACGAGGGAGAGGACGGGGAUGAGCGGCCCAAGCGCAGAGGGCCCAAGAAGAAAAAGAUGACCAAGGCUCGGCUGCAAAGGUUUAAGAUCCGACGUAUGAAAGCUAAUGCUCGCGAGAGGAACCGGAUGCACGGCCUGAAUGAUGCACUGGAAAGCUUGAGGAAGGUGGUGCCGUGCUACUCCAAGACCCAGAAGCUGUCCAAGAUUGAGACUCUGCGCCUGGCCAAGAACUACAUCUGGGCCCUCAGCGAGAUACUGCGCUCAGGGAAAGCCCCAGACCUCAUGAGCUUUGUGCAGGCUCUGUGCAAAGGUCUGUCCCAGCCCACCACUAACCUGGUGGCCGGCUGUCUGCAGCUGAACCCUAGAACCUUCCUUCCGGAGCAGGGUUCAGAGCUGCCUCAUCUGGCCCCGGGACCCGCCUACACUGGGGCAUACUCGUACCAGAGCCCAGGCCUGACCCCCGGCCUGCCCAGCCCACCUUAUGGCACCAUGGAGCCUCCACACAUCUUCCACCAGGUCAAAGGUCAACCGUACGGCCCCCUGGAGCCCUUCCUAGACCCAGGCUUCGAUGGUCCUCUCAGCCCCCCCCUCAGUGUCAAUGGCAACUUCCCCCCCUCCUUCAAACACGAAGGGACAGAUUACCCGUACGGAGGGCACUAUGGCGCGGUGGGCGGGACUCUGUACGGGCCAGGGGGCGGCGCCAACACUGACACCAUCAUGCCCUUUGACGGACAUCCGCACGAGCGAAUCAUGAACGUCCAAAUGAAUGCCAUUUUCCAUGACUCAUGAGGGGUGGGGCCUGGGCCGAGCUUGUUCAGUGAGGCGUCUGCAGACAAUCUGAGCAGAAAUAUAUAAAAAAAAAAAAAUAUGAAAAAUUAAACUAAAUCGUGACAAAGAUGGAGAAGCAUGCAUCCACUGUUAGGACUGCAACUGUACCAGCGUUUUACUACAGCAGUGGUGGAGGGAUGUACUUUACUUCUACUUUUUCCCAUGCAUUGUCUCUCAUGCAGAAGCAGCUCUUGAGGUCAAAAUUAGCCCACUGUGUACUGUCUACAUCUGCAUUGUGAAGUGUUUAUUUUCCAAGAUUCAGGAAGUACGCUGGUGGUAUGCCAGUUGUUGUUAGCACCGUCAUGGCAAAUCUUCGCUCUGGUCUUUGAGAAUUGUGAAAAGUGCUUAUAAACUCAUCAUGGUGAAUAAUUAGGAUGCUCAGAAUGCAUGAG
Messenger RNA from Periophthalmus magnuspinnatus, 1479 nucleotides. It is a transcript of the gene neurod1, whose product is annotated as neuronal differentiation 1. Lineage: Eukaryota; Metazoa; Chordata; Actinopteri; Gobiiformes; Gobiidae. The record is from RefSeq and is a predicted model, not a curated record. Gene Ontology annotation, molecular function: protein dimerization activity. The transcript has 5 exons. Bases 98 to 1048 code for a protein of 316 amino acids.